This is a messenger RNA of Trichobilharzia regenti, 684 nucleotides long. The record is from the annotation of a GenBank genome assembly. Lineage: Eukaryota; Metazoa; Platyhelminthes; Trematoda; Strigeidida; Schistosomatidae.
AUGUGCCGACAUGUGAGGUGGAAAAAUGAACCAGCUUUACCAGGUAAAGCUUAUUGUCCAACAACAAUUGAACAAUUGGCCAACUGUAUUUCACAUCUCCCAUGUAUACCAUUCGGUGUGAUUGGCAUGCUUAGGUUAUACUCAAAAGCGGAUACCUAUUCUGAGUCUAUCGCUGCUAUUGUCUAUGGUUUUGCCAUUAUUUCACUAUUUCUUGCAUCAUCUGUCUUCCAUGUCUUCUGUUUGUUUCAUUCGAAAGGACGUUUACGUGAUACUCUUCAAGUAUGUGAUAGAAUUGUGAUAUGCUUAUUUAUAGCUGCUUCAUAUACUCCAUGGUUACUAUUACGUGAUUUUCAUGCUUCUUGGGGAUUGACUACUUUGUGGUCUGUAUGGAUUGCUGCUAUUUUAGGAUGUGCAUUUGAAUAUGUUUAUGUUGACAGAUUUAAAUCUGUGGAAUUAAUGAUCUAUCUAGCGAUCUCUGUUCUCCCUGCGUAUAGUUUCUUUUAUAUGCAUGAACGUUCCGGUUUACCAAUGAUGAUGAUGGGUGCAUUUGUUUACCUAUCUGGUGUUAUAUUCUUCAAACUAGACGGUCGUAUCCCAUUAGCUCAUGCUAUAUGGCAUUGUUUUGUUUUCAUUGCAACAUUUCUACAAUAUAGUGCAGUAGAGACAUUUUUAUUAACUGAUUAA